GGGAUCUUUCUGUUAAUUGGAUCUUCAUGCCUAAUGGUUCAAAGAAAGACUGAAUGGUUGGCCAAACACAUUUUCAUCUCACCAAAACUGGUCCUCGUUGCAAAACGUUUGGACACCCUCUGAUCUACACUAUGUUCUGACGUCAAUGGCUUAACACUCUUGUGGUUCUGCGCAAUUGUCCACAUUAUUUUGUGCCUGAAUUACACCUUAAAAGGUCACUGAUGUGUAGUAAUACGUAUGUGAUGUGUGAGAUCCUGCUGUCUGUGCGCUUGUAUCAUAAACACAAUGUUCUUUCCAUGACCUUAGAACAUUUGGUAAUACAAUUAAUCCAUGACAUAUACAGAGAGGCUGCCCUGUUUUGGUCCCUUCCAACUCCUCCUACACGUCCCUCCUCCUCUAGUUCAUGCAGUGUGUCAUGUCACACAUACAGGUGCUGGUGUAGCACAAGACUUCACACUUAUUACUUUGUUCCCCCCCCAGUGUGUGACGUUAUUUAUAUUCAGAGACUGCCUAUACCCUGACAGACUCUCACAUCAAUCUGUGACCAGACUCGUAUAACUGUGCUCUGCUGAAAAUAUGCUCCCAAGGUUCCUGGCUCGCCACUUCUUCUAAACAGUGGAAUUGUGGGAGGCAUGGGGAACAUUCCUUGUAAGAAAGGUUACAGCGCAAUAGAAGCCAGCCUAACCAACAUGGAAAUAAACCAAGCAGCAGCAGACAAGUGCAUCUUUGUGGCUUUGUACAAUUUCCCGCUCGGUGGCCAAACAGAUCUAAGCAUUCGUUUCGGAGAGCAGUUAAACAUCCUCUCUGAAGAUGGGGAUUGGCUAAAGGUCUCCUCUGUUUCUACAAGAGAAGAAUGCUACGUACCUACAAAUUAUGUGGCCAAAGUGUGUAAUAGGUGGCUGUACAAGGGCAUAACCAGGGAGAAAGCGGAAGAGCUUCUUAUGGUGAACUCUAACCGGAGUGGUUCCUUCUUGAUCCGGGAAAGUGAGACAAGAAGUGGAAGCUAUACUUUGUCAAUAAGAAAAACAAAUCACACAUCAAGGGACUCAAUCAAGCAUUAUCGUAUCCAUCAGUUGGAAAAUGGGUGGUUUUACAUUGCUCCACGCCUAACAUUUGCCACACUCCAAGACUUAGUGGAUUACUAUUCAGAAGUGGCAGAUGGGAUUUGUUGCACUUUAACGGAGGCGUGUGUGGUGCAAAGGGUUCCAAACCCAGUCAUCCAAAGGCCAUCUGAACCAACCGUUGUCAGAAAGCCAACCCUCAACUGGACAGAGUUAGAUAGUCUGGACUUGUUUAACAAAGACGACAAGUUAAAUGAAGAUUGUCCUCUAAGCCUUGGUCUCAGAGAAGCAGUCAGCUCCUAUAUGUUUAUGACGCAGGACUCGGACUCCAUCAAAGACGUAGAAAAGGAACAUUGGUGGGAAACCUGUUGAUUCUUAAGACAAGGGUCCAUGGGACUGAAAUGGAAUAAACUUAUUUACAGACAUGGAAAGAAUUUAUAUUAUCUUUAACAACCCGACAUGCCUGUAGAUCAUUCAGGGCCAGAUUUUUCCACUUUCUCUUUGAACAGAAAAAUUAGUGGAAAAUGUUCAACACCUUCUUUCCUUUAUUAUGAAAUCAGCUGAACUGCUCAGUACAAGUUUGUCAAAAUAUUGCAGGUCAAUCCUUUGUGACUUGUACUCUAAAGGGACUGUCCCACAUUAUAUUUAUAGCAGCUGCGCUGCUCUGUCUGUAUGGAUGUCUACUUGUUAAUGUUUGCUAUACAAUUCGUCGACAAUGUUCGGAAGACAUUCAUUUUAUGUUGUAGUUUAUAAAACAUGUGAUUAUUGGAGAGUCAGACAGUUACACCAAAAGAUUAUGGGUUGUUUUCACUUGACUAUAAAGUAAUACUUCAUGUAACAUAAAACAUUUCACUAUCAACAAGGGAUGCACCGAAUCCAGGAUCCGAUUUAGGGAUUCGCCAGGAUUCGACCGAAUCCUUCUGCCCGGCCGAACC
Molecule: messenger RNA, 1996 nt
Organism: Xenopus laevis (African clawed frog)
Lineage: Eukaryota; Metazoa; Chordata; Amphibia; Anura; Pipidae
Gene: sla2.S
Product: Src-like-adaptor 2 S homeolog
Exons: 8
Coding region: 633-1433 (266 amino acids)
Source: RefSeq, a predicted model, not a curated record